AGAAAGCAAUUUUAAUAUAAAAGAUAGCAUACAACAAAUGCUGCGUAUGCAAGCAGCAUCAAACGUUACACUGGAAGAUAUACAACGACGAUUAUUAAACGUAGAAAACGCCAUUAAACGUCGCGCAUUGAGUCCUGCUACAAUUAAUGAUAAUCUCACAACUCCAUUUUUACCCUUAACAACAACUGAAGUUAUGACAGAAUUUGAUGUACUCUUGAAAACGUCUCAUGAAGCAGUUACACAAUUUAAAGAGUUUUUGUCAAAGAUAGGUGGAAAUGAUGCCAGGAACAAUAUUCACCAUAUCCUCAAAAAGACCUUAACAAACAAAUGUUCCAUGAAAUGUUCUUGGAAAGGGUUACGAAAUAAUUUCAAAGUAUCAAAUUUACAUUUUAUACAAAUUAUGAAAAGAGACGUGAUAUCGCGUUAUGCUACAUGUACGGAAACAGAUUUUGAAAAUAUUGUUGCAGAAUGGUUACGCUUCGCAACCCAGCGAAAUAAAAGAGACAGAGCAAAGGAAAAUAUUGAUGGAAACAAUGCUGGUGAUAUGGAAAUAUAA
This is a messenger RNA of Harpegnathos saltator (Jerdon's jumping ant), 556 nucleotides long. RefSeq lists its product as uncharacterized. The record is from RefSeq and is a predicted model, not a curated record. The transcript is spliced from 4 exons. Bases 38 to 556 code for a protein of 172 amino acids. NCBI's taxonomy places the organism in Eukaryota, Metazoa, Arthropoda, Insecta, Hymenoptera, Formicidae.